This is a messenger RNA of Exophiala oligosperma, 5760 nucleotides long. RefSeq lists its product as uncharacterized. The transcript has 2 exons. Lineage: Eukaryota; Fungi; Ascomycota; Eurotiomycetes; Chaetothyriales; Herpotrichiellaceae. The record is from RefSeq and is a predicted model, not a curated record. Bases 1208 to 5155 code for a protein of 1315 amino acids. Gene Ontology annotation, cellular component: membrane. Gene Ontology annotation, molecular function: ABC-type transporter activity; ATP binding; ATP hydrolysis activity.
AAUUCACGUGACUGCUUUUAUGUUUUCAGGCGUGAUUUACGCACCACAAUUACAGUAGAAACACUGUACGAGUACGAAUACGAAUACCUGAAGUGCGCCUCCAGAUGUCCCGGCCAUGGACUUUCCGAAGCAUUUCUGCAACCGUACUAAACGCCCAUUUACGCCCGUUCUACUACUACAGUGUGGACACAAUAUUGAGGACACUCGACAACGUUUACACUGUUACUCCAUUUCUUCCUUGAUGAAGAUUAAAAAGACUCACAUCGAAAGUACCUGGGUGUCUUGCGACCCUCUUUAGGCCAACCACGCCGUCUCUACCGUAAAAUAUCUUUGUUCUUACCUCAGCCUGACACUCUACUACUGCAUGAUCAACAAUUCUCGCUUCUCUGCAUAAACAUGGAUUCACUCAUCGUUCAGCGAUGGGAACAUUCGAUCAGUUGCUAGGUUCACGGUUUAACUUAACCGAGAGCUGUCUUGACUCUGAACCACACGUGCACUUGAGUGGUGCCGAGAAGUCGAUCAUCAUACUUACUGACCAGUACUGACUGACUAGAAUAUAUCUAACCUAGCCAUGGCCAUGGUAUCCUUAUUGUAGUGAGGGAUAGCAGCCUAGGGGCUCGACCUUGAUCCGGCCCGGAAGUAACAUCCCCUUCUGCUGCUUGAUCAAUGGCAAUUCGAAACAAUCUCAAGACUGCUAUGGUGAAGCAUGCCGACCUUAGUUGAUAUACUCAACCAAGUCGAGAUGACCUAGACUCACUCCGUUGUGCUCGCAGGGUACAACUAUGUAUGUAUGCAUCCAAGCCUAAAACUCCGCGGGAAUUGAACCUGCGAAUCGGAGAAAUGCGGGCCUCUCAAGUGCUGGCUCCAGGCAUGAGGGUGACUUCGCUUAGGGACUCUCAUCACCUAUUCAGGCAUGGUAUACGACUCCUAACCCUCUUAGCAUCGGGCAUGGCCAGCUCGGGUAGAGGCAAGUGCAUCUCAGCAUUCGAUGCCGAGCCCAUCAUUGCGAGUCUUUAAAACUUCUACUGGAACCCCCGCGAUGUUUUUGAUGUGUCUGCUCACGAUCAUCGCUUGGAAGGAUGUGGCAGCUUCUUUUGCCCGUAUAUACGCAUCCAGAGCGAUGCUGAACUCGCGAGUCUCGAAUCUCUUGUGAUGACGGACAAACGCCACCAUCGCCUCGGUUGAAAAACGCCCGAAUUCCGACGGAAUGGCCGCGGAAAAAGUGUCAGACGAAAAGACGUUCGAUGCUAAGAAUACGGAUGUCGCUAGAACUGUGUCGUCGUCUCACGGGCGAGAAAACAACGCUCACAUAGUAAAUAUCAGGAUUCGAAAUGUGUCUGUCAGAGUCGAUCCGGCCGCUGGGCCACUCUUCUCUUCAACCGAUGCUUUCAAGGCAAAGAUCCUCCGCAGCAAGGACAAGCCGGCCAUCAAAGACAUCUUACGGAAUGUAUCAGCAGACCUAUCCAGCCAAAGUCUGACCGCCAUCGCUGGAGCCAGCGGAUCCGGAAAGACUACCCUCCUCAAUGUUGUGGCUAGGCGCGUCAAGGAUCAAAAGUUUCAGCAAUCCGGCAGUGUCACAUAUGACACCGCUAACAAAACGACUCAUGAUGCGGACUUGUCCAAGGUCGGGAUAGCCUAUGUGCUUCAGCAAGACGUACUCCUGCCCAGCUUGACCGUCCGGGAGACUCUAAGGUAUGCAGCUGAUUUGCGUUUGUCUACCAUCAAGACCAAGGCAGAGCGAUAUGCAAUGGUCGAGACCGUUAUCGAUGAACUCGGCCUAGGUUCUUGCGCUGAGACAAGGAUCGGAGACAAUGUUCACAAGGGCUGCUCGGGCGGUGAGAAACGACGAACCAGUAUUGGCGUCCAAUUGCUCGCAGACCAACCCGUUCUCAUUCUGGACGAGCCGACCACGGGCCUUGACGCCGCCUCAGCGAUUCACGUCGUGCAGACGCUCAAAUCGCUUGCUCAGCGGGGUAAAACGGUCAUCAUGACAAUCCAUCAACCUCGUUCAGAGAUCUGGAGACUCGUUGAUAAUCUCAUAUUGCUGUCGAGAGGAAUUCCAGUCUACUCAGGACCAAUCGGACAAUGCCUAUCGUACUUUGAUGAAGUUGGCUAUAAGAUGCCUCCAUUCUCCAAUCCUUUCGACUUCGUCAUUGACCUCGCUGCGAUUGACCUUCGUUCGCAGCAGUCGGAGCGCACAUCGUCGGAACGAGUUCAAGCAUUGCAGGAGUUGUGGAGAGUCAAGUCAGCAGACUUCAUCGACAGGACCGUAGACAUAUCUACGGGCAAGAGCUUUGAUGGAAAGCAGAUGGCUCGUUCAGGGAACUGGCUCAACGAACUUUUCCAGGAAACGCUCGUGCACAUGCGCAGGACUUUUGUCGUGACCUGCCGCGAUCGACUCGGUCUUCUCGCAAGUAUGGUAGAGUCGCUGAGUAUGGGCAUCAUGAGUGGUUGGAUAUUCUACAAACUGGGUUCCGAUCUGGCUGGGAUCCGAUCACGAGAAGGAGCAAUGUAUUCGGCCUGUGCUUUGCAGGGGUACUUGAUUCUGCUAUUUGAAACCUACCGACUAACGAUUGACAUUGAGGUCUACGACCGAGAACGGAUCGAAGGGGUCAUUAGACCCGUCAGCUUUAUCUUCAGCAGGAGAUUUGCACGGCUCGUACUUGAGGAUCUUCCCGUCCCAUUCUUCUAUUCUGUGAUCUACUACUUCAUGGCAGGAUUCAGAGCCGAAGCCAGUCAAUUCUUCACCUUCUUCGCCAUCCAGCUCCUGCUUCAUUUAAUUGCGGUCAAUCUCGCCACAGUGUGUGUUGGCGUAAAUCGACAAUUCAUGAUUGCAUCUUUGAUUGCCAACCUCAGUUUCACCUUGCAAUCGAUGGGAUGCGGCUUCUUCAUCAACACGAGAGAAAUCGCAGUGUGGCUACGCUGGAUUAAGUGGACGGCAUACGUCUUCUACUCAUUUGGGGCCCUGUGUACGAACGAAUUCCGCGGCCAUUUUUAUGACUGCCCUAGUCCAGGCGGACCCUCCAACCCGGCGUGCAAAGAGUACACCGGUGCUUACAUUUUGGCUUCGUUGAAUUUGCCGUCAAAUUGGCUAUGGAGGCCGAUCAUCGUACUGGUUGGGUUCGUCUUGUUCUUUUUCAUCCUUUCCGGGAUCAUUCUCCAGGUCCUCACCACAGAAGUCGAAAUGGCAAAACAACAUGAUAGUGAGGUUACGUAUGAGGCUGAGAGUCAGCAAGCGAUUGUGAGAUCUGGAGACGGGGACAGAGGUAUCACCGUGACCCUGGACCAUUUCGGGCUGGAUCUAGAGACGCAACGCCUGUUCAGGGGCAAAUCAGUCAAACAUAUCUUCCGCCCCAUCAGCACCCAGUUCGAACCAGGAGUACUGAAUGUUAUCAUGGGUCCGUCAGGCUCUGGAAAGUCUUCGUGUCUGAAUGCAAUGGCACGUCGACUGUACAAUUCACCUAUGACAAAAUACUUGCCGUCUGGGAAGAUGCUUCUCAACGGGAUGACAGCCACUGAGGACGUUAUCACAUCAGUCUGCUCUUAUGUUCCACAAGACGACACUGGCCUCCUCUCGUCCCUGACGGUGCGUGAAACUCUUCAUUUUGCCGCACGUCUACGCCUGCCUCCGUUCAUGACGAAUGAGCAAAAGAUCCAACGAGCAGAGAGAGUCCUCCUACAACUCGGGCUGAAAGACUGUGCCGACACCCUUGUGGGAAGCGACAUGGUUAAAGGCAUUAGUGGCGGCGAGAAACGUCGCGUGACGAUAGGUAUUCAGGUACUGACUGAUCCACGAGUUUUGCUCCUGGACGAACCAACAUCGGGCCUUGACGCGUUCACUGCUUUCUCCAUCAUUGAGGUCCUCAAGGGUUUAGCAGACGAAGGCAGAACAAUCAUCUUCUCCAUCCAUCAGCCUCGCUCCGACAUGUUCAAACAAUUCGGUGGUGUGCUCUUGCUCGCCAAAGGGGGCGACGUAGUCUACACUGGCACCGUCGAGGACAUGCUACCACACUUUGCACGACAGGGACACACGUGUCCUGAAUCAGCCAACCCAGCCGACUUUGCACUCGACUUGGUGUCUGGUGGCCCUCUUGAAUCGUCGUCGUCGCCUACGCCGUCAUCGACCAAGGAGAGAGAAGUCGAACAGCCGCCAAUAACACUUGUGUCCACGACCACCUCAUUACCGGCACCAGCACCACAAGAUCCCCACCGCCCAUCAUCGGCAUCACACCUCUCCUUACCUGCGAGUCUGGGGAUGCACACGCGCCGCACGCUUCCCUUCCGCACGUCAUACCCCAUCCUCCUACACCGCGGCCUCAUCAAUCUCCGGCGCCAACCGAACCUCCUGACCGGGCGCGUCACGCAACUCGUGGGUCUGGGUAUCGUGCUCGCCGCCUUCUUCUCCCCGCUCAAGCACGACUACUUCUCCGUCCAGACGCGGGUCGGGUACAUCCAGGCCAUGAGCUCCAUGUUCUUCGUCGGCAUGCUCAACAGCAUCGCCAUGUACCCGUCCGAGCGGGACAUUUACACGCACGAGUCGCAGCGGGACAAGACGUACCCCCUGUCGGCCUUCUACCUCUACUACCUCACGCUCGAGGUGCCCAUGGAGGUCGUCGCCAGCCUGUUGUUCUCCGUGCUCACCGUCUUCGCCGCCCACCUCCCCUACACGGCGGGCCAGUUCCUCCUGACGGCCUACUGCGCCUUUUGCGUCGUGUCGUGCGGCGAGAGCUUCGGCAUCCUGUUCCUCACCAUGUUCCGCCACACGGGCCUCGCCGUCAGCGUCAUGUCCGUCGUCCUCUCCGUCUCCAUCCACCUGGCCGGCGUGCUGAGCAUCGACGUCGACGCCUUCCUCCGCGCCGUCAACCACGCCUCCCCCAUCAAGUGGCAGGUCGGCGCCCUCCUGAGCUACAGCCUCCGCGGCAUCCGCUUCACCUGCACCGCGGGCCAGCGCCUCCCCGACGGCCCCUGCCCCAUCGCCACCGGCGAGCAGGUCCUCGACCUGUACCGGCUCGACGUCGACACCGCCACCUACGCCAUCGCCCUGGGCGGCGUGACCGUCGCCUACAGGAUCCUGGGGUACCUGGGUCUGUUGGCCAAACGGACCGAUUGGAAACUGCUCUUUGCGAGCCUUUCGUCCCCAUCUCCCGAAAAGUGAAGGCGUCCCUCUCUUCCGCUUGGAGAGGAGAAGAGAAAGAGACAAAAAUACGACCACUGUCUGACUCGACUUGACUUGACCAUUACCCAAAGUAGUGGCGCCGACCCCCAAGUACUAUACAAUGUAUCUCUGUUGGCUCAUGCGCGCAUGUCGUGACCUGCCGCCUGCCACCCAUUAUCAUUGGGACCGUUCGGAUUGUUUGCAUGGACAUUUUAGCUGUGGCAACGACACAUAGAACACAAACACCUGGCGUCUGAGAAUGAGAAUGCAAUAUAUUGAUAUCAAUUCCAUAAAACUCCUCCAUGGAGAAAAAAAAAUCCAUAACCUCUAUAUACGAGUCAAUGCAGAACCAGACGUGACAGGUGUUUAAAUCGUACAACCAAGUACAUGUCGAACGCUCUAGGAGAAAGUGGAGUGUCUCAGAAAGGAGGUAUACAUCGAAUUGUGUUUGUGUGCACGUCGCUCAUGGACUUGUCACACUCACUUCCCCCUUUUCGACGUGUCCUCCUGAAUCUUCUUCUCCAACACGUCCAAGCCGGCCAUCUUUUUGAACAUGCCGUCAAAGGCGCCCACGGGGAGGAGACUGGACAGCCAGACCAAGGUGG